Molecule: messenger RNA, 1616 nt
Organism: Leopardus geoffroyi (Geoffroy's cat)
Lineage: Eukaryota; Metazoa; Chordata; Mammalia; Carnivora; Felidae
Gene: CC3H1orf21
Product: chromosome C3 C1orf21 homolog
Exons: 6
Coding region: 489-854 (121 amino acids)
Source: RefSeq, a predicted model, not a curated record
UCCCAGCGGUCCCCUCCCUCGCUCGCUCGCAGCCCGCUCCCGCUCGCUCCCUGCCCACUCCCGGGGGGACGUUCCGCGCCGCGGCCCCGCGGCCGCCGCUUCUUUCACACUUUAGUUGGGAGCUGCGCGCCGCGCUCAGUUACUGGAGAGCUGGCCGCGCGCGGUCGCCUCCCGCACGCACGCACGCGGGCCGGGCUCCGGGGUUCUCGGCGUCUACUCCGAGCGGCGGGGAGGAGGGGGACACCCGGACUCACCGUGGGGAGGCGGAGGAAGAGGAGAGGAGGGAGGAAGAGAAAAGGCGAGGAGGCAAGGGGCGGGGGGCGGGAGGCUUGCCACCUUCAGCCCCCCCCGCGAGCGCCCAAGGUGCGCACGUCCUGACCGACUCAGCAGGAAGGUGGAUUUUCUUUGUGUUUAAAGAAAAAAAAAUGUCCCCGUGUCUGUAGAGAUGAUUUGCAGUUCAGCCCGGCUGAAGCUGACCGAAUGAGACUAUGGGCUGUGCCUCCGCCAAGCAUGUUGCCACUGUUCAAAAUGAAGAGGAAGCCCAGAAAGGGAAGAACUACCAGAACGGAGAUGUGUUUGGCGACGAGUAUAGGAUCAAACCGGUGGAAGAGGUCAAAUACAUGAAAAAUGGGGCAGAAGAGGAGCAGAAAAUAGCAGCCAGGAACCAAGAAAACUUGGAAAAAAGUGCCAGUUCAAAUGUAAGACUUAAAACUAAUAAAGAGAUUCCAGGAUUAGUUCAUCAACCCAGAGCAAACAUGCACAUCUCUGAAAGCCAACAAGAAUUCUUCAGAAUGCUGGAUGAAAAAAUUGAAAAGGGUCGAGAUUACUGUUCGGAAGAAGAGGAUAUCACAUAGCACCAAUUCGACCACUCAAACCAGGAGCUACUACUGUGUAAAUAAGUUACACCCCAGUUGAAAUCUUUGCAAAGGUCGGUUCUCUUCAACGAACAGCACUAUAGCAAACGAAGAUCGUUCCAUAUCGUAUGCCCCAUUAAAUUACAGUGUUUCUUAAUGAACUUGCAAAGGAAUAUUGCUAAAAACAAACAAACAGAAAACCGUUCUCGAACUUUCUUUGUUGCUGCUAGUUAAAACUUGUUGCAACUUUUCACUUCUCUUGUGUCCAGGUAUGCAGCAAAAUUCUGCAAUUUCACCUUAAAGAUACUGUUGGUUUUACAGAUGCUCUCCAACCUAUUUUCUAUAAGAUGAGGUAGUGGUGAACUCAGAUAUCAAACUCCUGUUGUAGAACUGUUCCGCUUCUAAGACAAGCGUCUCCUUCCCUCUCUCCUCCCUCCCUCCCUGUCUCUCCCGAGCGGUCCAGAGCCUUGCUUCUCACUGGCAGUGUUGCGCUUUGGAGAUGGGAUGGUUGCUAUGGCAAGCUUUGUUUCUCUGCUAAGAAGAAGUAGAGAAGCUCUUAUCCAUUAAAAGCAUGUUGUGACGUGACUCCCGGAGUGACGUGGGAGUGAGCAGCAGGUGUCAUUGACUAGGGAUCUUAAUCAAGGAUUAAGCUUGCAACACUGGCUUUGCUCAGAUGCAGACGGAAGUGUGAUCACAAUCAUUUUGAAUCCCUCUUCCCCACUUUUUUUUCUAAGAAAAUAAACAUUUUACUGUUUUUAUGUA